Molecule: messenger RNA, 3424 nt
Organism: Spodoptera exigua (beet armyworm)
Lineage: Eukaryota; Metazoa; Arthropoda; Insecta; Lepidoptera; Noctuidae
Source: the annotation of a GenBank genome assembly
AAUGCUUAAAUCACGCCAUGUACUCCAGUGCUAUGUAGGUUCGUUAAAAGUGCCAGUGCAAAGUUAAAAUUCGAAUUUGUGGUGGAGAUAAAAAGUUACGUACGUAAUACUUUGUGCGACCGUGUUCAGUGAAUUAGUGCCACAUUAAAAGGAUUGAGAGAUUGACUACAGACUAGCACAGGAGACGGGGAGCACGGAUAAGAGCAAUGGUAUGAAGGAACCGGGAUCACCUGAGGAACUGUUGGGGGAAGGGGUGGAGCUGACUUUGGGCGAGUUGCGCGCGAUGGCGCUGCGCCAACAGCAGCAGAUCGACACGCAACACCAGCUGCUCUGCGCCAAGGAGCAGCGGCUGCGGUACCUCAAGCAGCAGGAGGCUAGGCAACAUCAGGUGGCGGUCGAGGGCGAGCGGCUACGGCGGCUACGCGAGCGCGUAGAGGCGCAAGAGUUGAAGCUACGCCGGCUACGAGCGUUACGAGGACAGCUCGACAGAAACAAGCAAGCGAAUAUCGCAUUAACGAGUGACCUAGAAUCAAUACGAGCGCUUUUCAAUGAGAAGGAGAAGGAGUUAUCAGUGGCGGUGGCCAAAGUGGAGGAGCUAACAAGGCAGCUGGAGGAGUUGAGGAGAGGAAGAGUACAACCAGCUCCACCAUCAGCGCAUGAGCUCGACAAGCUGCGACGGGAGUUGAUGUACCGCAACAAGCUGAAUGAACAACAGAACGGCAGGCUGUCAGCGCAGCGGGCAGCGCUGGGUGCGCGACAGGAGGAGAUGCGAAGUAUCGACCGCCGAGUCUCUGAGCUGCAGGCUCGGUUGCUGAGGAAGAGAGCUCUGAACAGGCAACUAGCGGCUGCACAUCGACAGCCACAACAGCAGAGAACGUCAAAUCCCCCGCCCAUGCAACAGUUACCCAGCUACUCAGCUGGUAAUAAUGUGGUAAAUAGUCAACCAAAGAACCAACAAGCCAGAGGAAAUGUUGCUGCAGUGGAACCUUACAAUCAUGUACCACAUGCUCAGAGCGUUAGUCAUAAUGCCAAUUUCCAGGCAAUGAAGCAGAAUGUUCUACAAAACAACGUGCCAUUAAAACAACACACACAAAGUGACAACAUACAGAGCCAUUUAACGCAGGAAGCUCAUUACUUGCAGCAAAAACAAAUGAUUAACCCGUUAUUCAACGGCUACACUCAUUCGCAGGGGCUACAAGAGAAUCAAUAUCCGGGGCAAUAUCCAAACAAACAUGAGAACUUUAGUCACGUUCAGCAAGGCAUCGGCAACGCUUACGAUCAGAAGGCAAUGCUCGAUCAAAAACAAUAUAUGGACUAUCUAAAACAACCACAAUACAGUCCGAAUAGCACCAGCAGUUCGAAUAGCAACCAAACAAACAAAGAUCUGAAAAUUAACGAGCAAGAAUUCCUCCCAGAAUUUGCAGCAAGUAAAUCAGAUCCUAAAUAUCAAACAUUGCCUUACAAUACAAAAUUCCCACAGAGUACAAACGGGAAAUUAAAACCUGAAGUUAAUGGCAAAAACAACGAAAACCAAGAUGCGAAAAACGCUAUCAAUGUAAAUCACAUGACUGUACAUUCUACGCCACUUUCGGUUGUGAACAAAAGUCUAGCGACACCUCUAAGUCAAACGGAAACUACAUAUCAGCAGGAAAACACAUAUCAGUUGCAAAAAUCUGACUCUUCUAGUAGAUGUAAUCAAGAAGGGAAGGAGAACCAGGCAUAUCCACAGAAUAGGCUAAGUCAGAAUAAUAGUCAGAACAAUGAAGCUUCAAAAGGCAACGGGAAAGGUCAGCAGGUGUUAAAAGGCAGCUCACCCAGUUUGGGGUCUAGUACAACAUCUGCUAGCAGUUCUAUUGGAUUUGGGAUCGUUAGGAACACGGCGUCAGGACUGUCUACCAGUACGGGAAGUUCGUUCACCGGCCAGAAUGCAUCGUCACAGAGUAUCUUGCUGUCACCGCCUCAAAGUGCUAGCACGCCACUCUCCACGCCAGAUGUUAGCGGUACAGACAAAUCCCCUAAACCAGCCCUACCUCCAAAACCCACCAUCAAGACACCACCGAGACAGUCAGUGAACACCGAAGUUGGCUUCAACCAGUCUACUGACAACAUAACACCUAUGCCCACCAUACCCUUGCCCUCAGACUUGUCAAACGACAGCGACCAACAAAACCAGAAAGAUACAGUCAGCAGUACUAGUAGCAACGAUAUGAUCAUUAAAGCGCGCCCACUGACCAUUAGAAAACCACCGAUGAGUGAGCAGCCUAAGCUUAGAAAUGUUAAUAACACUAAGAAUGGUAUAAGUGUUAGCAUAAAUCGACGUAUAGAGAUGCCGCCAGCGUUUUUAUUCCCCGAAAUGGAUCACUUAGUCGAUUCAACGCCUAAUGAAAACGGCCUAAAAGAUAAGAAACAAAAAGACGAAGUUGAUAGAGCGCUGAAUAACAAUAACAUAUCGAUAGGACAGGAUGAUAGUAAGGAUAUUGUUGUGUCGGAUAUUACGGAGCAGAUCAGUUCAGUUGACUUAAACGGUCAGGAUUCUCAGGGUACUGAGAAUGUUCUGAGGCGAAAGAAGGGUAACUUGAAGCAAGGAGGCAAAGCUCCGCUGGCCAGGCGGGUUAGCUUCGAUCCCCUCGCGCUGCUGUUGGAUGCUAGUUUAGAAGGCGAGUUGGAACUCGUUAAGAAAACGGCAACACAGGUGCAGAAUGCAAGCGCUGCAAAUGACGAAGGGAUCACUGCUCUACACAAUGCGAUCUGCGCUGGGCACUUCGAAAUCGUCAAAUUCCUAGUGGAGUUAGGUUGUGAUGUAAACGCGCAGGACUCCGAUGGCUGGACGCCACUGCACUGCGCCGCAUCAUGCAACAAUCUGGCUAUGGUCCGCUUUCUCGUCGAUAAUGGUGCCUGUAUAUUCGCAACGACGCUGUCUGAUCACGAGACGGCGGCUGAGAAGUGCGAAGAAGACGAGGAGGGGUUCGACGGAUGCUCGGAGUAUCUUUACAGUGUACAAGAAAAACUAGGCAUAAUGAACAACGGGCUGGUGUACGCGGUGUUCUCGUACAGUGCAGCGCGCAACGACGAGCUCUCAUUCGAGACGGGUGCACGGCUGCAAGUGCUGCGUAAAGGAGAUGAUAAUGAAAGAGAAUGGUGGUGGUGCCGGGACGACCAGGCGACUGAGGGAUACGUGCCUAGGAACUUGCUUGGGUUAUAUCCACGAGUAACCACACAGCAAGAUUAAAUUCUUGAACGAUGACCUGAUUAAUUUGUAAAUAUCUAUUAGUUACUUUUAUUUUUUAUGUAUUUAUAUCACUGUAAUCUAAAAGUAACGACGCUGUAUACAAUUUUAUCAAAUCUAAUAUUUUGUAAAUAUUUAACUGUAUAAGUCAAAUGAAUGAGAUUAUAUUGUACAUUUUAUAAAUAUUUUGAGUCAUCA